CCUCCCACUGACACCAAUGAUGGGGGCACGAUUUCCCCUCCACUGACACCAAUGAUGGGGCACUAUUUCCUUUCCACUGACACCAACGAUGGGGCACUAUUCCCCCACUGACACCAAGGAUGGGGCACUAUUCCUCCCCCCCACUGACACCAAUGAUGGGGCACUAUUCCUCCCCCCCACUGACACCAAUGAUGGGACACUAUGCCCUUCCCCCACUGACACCAACGAUGGGGCACUAUUCCUCCCACUGACAUCAGUGAUG
Molecule: messenger RNA, 262 nt
Organism: Staurois parvus
Lineage: Eukaryota; Metazoa; Chordata; Amphibia; Anura; Ranidae
Source: the annotation of a GenBank genome assembly